UUGGUAGAGCAUUAUACAAAAUAUAUUGAGGUAUUUUACUAUUCUAGUAAAAUUUUAAUAGAAUGGCACGAACUGUUAUUUUAUUUGGCGCCGUACUUGCCAGUUUCAGUGCCAUCUCAGCACAAUGCCUCAACCGAAUGCUGCCAGCGUUGCAGCCCAGCAUCCUACCUGUCGCAGAAACGCUCAUUCCAAACCAGGUCCUAGUCAAUCAGGUGCCAAAUUACCUGCCAUUUGAAUACGGAAUCGAACCUUUAUACCCAGCUCCUAUGAUGCCUACUACAACUAUCAUUCAGGACAGCACAGUGGCAAACAACUUAGCGAAUGCUUUGCAGUUGCUCGUGGUGAGCAACUUGCUAAGCAAUACUUUGCCCACAGCUGGGGAAGUGAUCGUGCCAAUAGAAUAUGGCCCGAAUCUACUCUCCCCAGUCGCCAUGCCUUGUGGUGGUUUCGGAGGCUUUAAUUACGUUUAUUAAUAAUAGUAGUAUUAUAAAGCUAUAUAUCGUCUCUAUAUAAGCCAUGUUGCUAGAUUUGUAACUAUGUAUUUUAAGUAUUUUAAAUAUUUGUAUUUUAUAAUCAAGUUAUAUAUUGUUAAGAAUGUCAGCUUCAUUUAUUUUAGUUAUUAAGGACUAUUUUCAUAAUAACCACACAAUAAUAUUUUAAUUUCGAAAAAAAAUUUGCGUCACAUACUAUAUGAUGUAAAAAAUUUGUCAAAUCGGGAUGUAAAUUAUAUAUUAUGAUAUAAAUACAUUUAUAUAUUUAUUAAAAA
This is a messenger RNA of Manduca sexta (tobacco hornworm), 766 nucleotides long. RefSeq lists its product as uncharacterized. Bases 63 to 473 code for a protein of 136 amino acids. The record is from RefSeq and is a predicted model, not a curated record. The transcript is spliced from 2 exons. NCBI's taxonomy places the organism in Eukaryota, Metazoa, Arthropoda, Insecta, Lepidoptera, Sphingidae.